This is a messenger RNA of Salvelinus sp. IW2-2015, 664 nucleotides long. Its product is annotated as transmembrane protein 94-like. Lineage: Eukaryota; Metazoa; Chordata; Actinopteri; Salmoniformes; Salmonidae. The record is from RefSeq and is a predicted model, not a curated record.
UGUGUCAUUCUUAGGAAAGCCACCAGACAGUUCUGUGAUGAAUGUAGCCACAGGGAAGAACCAAGAUGCCAUCCCCAGAAAGACGCAGACCUACUUCCUGGGUUGUUUCCUGCUGAAGUUUGGCCUGACCGUGUGUGCCUACCUGCUAGGCUUUGGCUUUACGCUGCACGAGGUCUGCCUGAGGACCAACAACCUGACCCUGGCAGAGAACACCACCAUCAGCUGUACUGAUAUCCUCAGUGUCAGUUCAGCUCGGGACGCUCCCCAUUGGUUCAGAGAGCUGUCCAACGGCCUGCUGCUCACUCAGAAGGUCAUGGCUGGGUUCCUGGCCCUGCACACCGUCGUCAUCUCGCUAAGUUACGUCCAUCGCUCCCAGCCUCUGUGGAAGAAGAACCCUUUCAGCAACACCUGGUGGUGCCUCACUGUCCUUGUAGUUCUGUUGGGUCAGAUGGUACAGGCCACGGUGGACUACAAGCUGUGGCAGGACAGGUCGGGUUCUUUGACCUUUGGCCUGAAGGACAUCCCCAUGCUGGCCUGGCUGUUGGUCUCCCUGUCCUGCCUGGUGGUGGUGCUGCUCAACGAGGCCGUCAAACUACACGAGAUACGGGUGAGGGUUCGCUACCAGAAGAGACAGAAGCUACAGUUUGAGACUAAAUAGGGAUGA